AACACAUUAUUAAUUAGAAAAAACCAAUCCACAUAUGAUAUUAAUUGCUUUUCUCUGAUUUUAGUGCUCGAGGUUGUAACAGAACAAAGAGGUGGAGAUUUAGAAAAUUUGCACACAGUCUGUUAUGAUAAAUACAAAAAGUUUGAACGGCCCAGUAACGAAAAUGAAUCUACUAAUUACAAGCAAAAAUGUGAAACAGAUGCUACGUUCGAAAUAUCAAAAAAAUCGACAUGGCAAGAGCAAAAGAUUUUAUUUUUAAGAGCCCUAAUCUGUAUCAAGCGAGAUCCUCAAUUGACAAAAUUUAGAUUAAGUGUACACGCUAUUAACGGGGUGUUAUUAGGAGUAGUUUUCUAUAAUUUCGGCAACGAUGCGGAAAAAGUGUUUAGCAAUAUUGCUUGUUUCUUUUCCUUUAUGAUGUUUUUAUUCUUCGCAAAUGCCAUGCCAACAGUGCAAAUGUUUCCUACAGAAGCGUCGGUAUUCCUGCAGGAACAUUUAAAUAACUGGUAUUCCCUGAGAUCUUAUUAUAGUGUAAAAAUACUUGCGGAUCUACCGUUGCAGAUAUUGUGUACCUCAUCCUUCCUAUUUACAGCAUAUUAUAUGACGGGGCAGCCAAUGGAAUAUGUUAGAAUUCUACAGAUGUGGAGCGUAUGUCUGUUAAUUACAAUUCUUGGACAAGCGAUCGGAGUAUUUGUAAGCGUAAUUGUUGGCCGUGAGUUAGGUUUGUUUCUGAUACCGGCAUGCAGUAUACCAUUGCUGCUCUUCGCGGGAUUUCUCGUGAAAUUAAAUGACUUAGCGGCAUGCUUACAGCCUUUAACCGUUAUAAGCUUCUUCAGAUUCACAUUCGAAGGAAUGAUGCAGGCGAUUUAUAUUGACCGAUCGAAUCUGUCGUGCUCGGACAUCUACUGUUUUUGGAAAUCGCCAAAUAAAAUUCUCUCGCUCAUGGAUAUGCCAACGAUACUGUAUACCUCAUCCUUCCUAUUUACAGCAUAUUACAUGACGGGGCAGCCAAUGGAAUAUGUUAGAAUUCUGCAGAUAUGGAGCGUUUGUCUGUUAAUUAAAAUUUUUGGACAAGCUGUCGGAAUAUUUAUAAGCGUAAUUGCUGGCACUGAGGUACUUCAAAAGCGUAUUUUUUAUUAUUUUAAUUAAUACGCUAAAAGUUAAAAAUACAAUAAAUCAACAUUACAUAUUACAAUAUUAUAUCGGAACAAAUCGCAGCUAUAAGUAUUUAUACCAGCUUUGUUUAAAUUGCUCAAAAUUUUGUUUAAAAUAAAGUAAAAAUAACGUGUUACACACUCAUGUCAAGUUUAUGCUUGUUUUAAACAAAGAACUGGUUUAUAUUUUCGCUGUAACAGCAGAAUGUUAAGAGAAAUAGGAUUAGAAAUGUAGAAAAAGUAGAAACUUUUAUACUUAGAUAUAUAACACGGUUGUAUAAACAAUAACGUACGUUAUAAGAUUUAUUUUUCUAUAAUAUAAUUGGGUAUGGUAAUAAGGUAAGAAUUGGCAUUUUAUAUAAUACAUAUAAAAUAAAUUAAAUGUAAUUAUAUAAUAAACUAAAAUAUCUUAAAAUACAAAUAAAUCAAUGCAUCGAUUGUGUAAAGUUGACAAGAAUGUAAAAUAGAUAAUAGCCUAUAAUUUCCAUAUUUUUACAUCAAGAAUGCAACAAAAUAAUAAAUGUAAAAUUAUGUGUAUAGUAGUGAUAAAAAAACGUAAGGUGUUGUAACCGCAACAAUAAUAAUGAUGAUACAUA
Molecule: messenger RNA, 1747 nt
Organism: Vollenhovia emeryi
Lineage: Eukaryota; Metazoa; Arthropoda; Insecta; Hymenoptera; Formicidae
Product: ATP-binding cassette sub-family G member 4-like
Exons: 8
Cellular component (GO): plasma membrane
Molecular function (GO): ABC-type transporter activity
Source: RefSeq, a predicted model, not a curated record